AUGAACGAGUACGACUCUGCGCGUAUGCAUGACGUGCUGCGCGAGCAGGGUGAUUACGAGUUGGUUACUGAUGAGAACGAGGCGGACGUUAUCCUGCUCAACACCUGUUCGAUACGGGAAAAAGCACAGGAAAAAGUCUUCCAUCAGCUGGGCCGCUGGCAAUCGCUGAAAAAAGCCAACCCGGACCUUGUCAUUGGUGUUGGCGGCUGUGUGGCGAGCCAGGAAGGGGAUGCCAUACGUGCUCGAGCGCCUUAUGUAGAUAUGGUGUUUGGUCCGCAGACCAUCCACCGCCUGCCACAGAUGGUGGAUGCUGCGAAAGUACAGAAGCUGCCGGUGGUAGACGUCACGUUCCCGGAAGUGGAAAAGUUUGAUCUUCUGCCUGAGCCGAAGAUGGAUGGCCCCGCAGCAUUUUUGUCCAUCAUGGAAGGCUGCAGUAAAUAUUGCUCGUUCUGCGUUGUACCUUAUACACGCGGCGAAGAAGUCAGUCGAUCAGUUGAUUCGGUCAUGCAGGAAGUUGUUGCUCUGGCCAGGCAGGGUGUUCGCGAAAUACACCUGUUAGGGCAGAAUGUGAACUCCUAUCGGGGGGCAAUUGACGAUGACUUUGCCGAUCUGGCUGAGUUAAUACACUACGUCGCGGCAGUAGAGGGUGUCGAUCGGAUACGCUUUACAACGUCGCACCCACUGGAUUUUUCCGACACGCUGAUUCAGGCCUAUGCUGAAGUGCCGGAGUUGGUUGAUCAUCUGCAUCUACCGGUACAAUCUGGCUCUGAUCGUAUUCUCCAGGCGAUGAAACGCGGUCAUACGCGUGCCGAUUACGUAGAAAAAAUUGCUCGACUGCGCGAAGUCAGACCCAAUAUCAGUUUAUCUUCUGACUUUAUCAUCGGUUUUCCUGGCGAAACCCAGGCCGACUUUGAUGACACCAUGGCGUUAAUAGAAGAGAUUGGCUUUGAUGUUUCUUUCAGCUUUAUUUACAGCGCCAGACCGGGAACGCCUGCUGCGGCACUGCCUGACGAAACGCCUGAGGCGUUGAAAAAGGCCUGGCUGCAGCAGUUGCAGAGCCGUAUCCGUGAGCAGGCUGAGGAGAUUUCACAGCAGAUGGUCGGCACACGGCAGAAGUUGUUGGUUACUGGGGUAUCGAAAAAAGAUGCCAGCCAGCUGGCUGGUCGAACGGAAAACAACAGAGUUGUAAAUUUCACGGGUGACCAGAAUCUGGUCGGCGAGUUUGUGGAAGUUGUGGUGACUGAAGCGCUGCCGAAUUCUCUUCGUGGCGAACAGGCCCUGGAAGCGCAGCCGGCAGUGGAAGCUGGUGAGAAGUUAGGGUUUUUACCUGGGGACCUGGCGCAGAAAAUCGACCCCUACCUGCGCCCGCUAUAUGACGCAUUGUAUGAAAUGAUGGGUAUUGAGCGGGUAACCAAGUUUAUUGAGCGGAACAUUAUUGAGGUCGCACCGCUUGCUUAUAUGCGCGGGCGAACGCUCAAUAACGCUUUUAUCAUUCUCGAUGAAAGUCAGAACACCACAGUGGCGCAGAUGAAAAUGUUUCUGACGCGCAUCGGCUUUGGCUCUACCGCGGUGAUUACCGGUGAUAUUACUCAGAUAGACUUGCCUCGGGGCGAGCGCUCCGGGUUGGUAAAUGAAAUGGAGGCGAUCGAGAUUCAGGUACUGCAGAGGGGUGUGCGCGAAUGGCUGACCGACCUUUUUUCGGAUGAGCCUGAAGACCUGUCUGAGUUAAUGGAAAUUCUGCGCGAAGCAGCAAAUCGACAAAUGUUCGACGACGAAGCGUUGAACAUUAUAUUUGGAGCAUUGCAUGUGGGCGAUAUGCAUGCCCGCGAUAUCAUGAUUCCGAGAUCCUCUCUGGUUGUUGUGCGUGAAGAUCAGGAGCCUGCUGAGCUGCUGCCAAUCAUUAUCGAAUCCGAACACUCCCGUUACCCGGUGGUGGGUGAUGAUGUCGAUGAUAUUAAAGGCAUUCUGCACGCUAAAGAUCUGUUGCCACUGGUGCUGGAAACCGACCACAGUAAAUUUUCCAUGAAAGACUGCAUUCGCAAAGCUACGGUGAUCCCCGAGAGCAAGCGACUGAAUGUGCUCCUGCAGGAAUUUCGCGCAACGCGGAAUCAUAUGGCGCUGGUGGUGGACGAAUACGGUCAGAUCUCCGGGGCUGUUACCAUCGAAGAUGUGCUUGAGCAGAUUGUUGGUGACAUCGAAGACGAACACGAUGUACAUGACGACAGCGGUAUCAAACAGAUGGAACCGCAGAGCUUCCACGUGAAAGCCAACCUCCCCAUCGACGAUUUUAACGAGCACUUCGACACGCAAUUCAGUGAUGAAGAGUUCGACACCAUUGGUGGCAUCGUGCUGCAGGCGUUUGGUCACCUGCCGGAACGGGGUGAGACGGUUGAAGUUGAGACACUCAAGUUUGAAGUGCUGAAUGCAGACUCGCGUCGCUUGCGCCUGUUGCGGGUGAACACCCUCAAAUGA
Messenger RNA from Symbiodinium necroappetens, 2472 nucleotides. The record is from the annotation of a GenBank genome assembly. NCBI's taxonomy places the organism in Eukaryota, Dinophyceae, Suessiales, Symbiodiniaceae.